This is a messenger RNA of Paramecium tetraurelia, 2508 nucleotides long. RefSeq lists its product as uncharacterized. Lineage: Eukaryota; Ciliophora; Oligohymenophorea; Peniculida; Parameciidae. The transcript has 6 exons. Gene Ontology annotation, molecular function: DNA helicase activity; ATP binding; DNA polymerase binding. The record is from RefSeq and is a predicted model, not a curated record. Gene Ontology annotation, cellular component: nucleus. Gene Ontology annotation, biological process: negative regulation of t-circle formation; negative regulation of DNA recombination; regulation of double-strand break repair via homologous recombination.
AUGAAUAUUGAAUAAAUUUUAGAGAAAUAAGAAAAUGCAAUUAUCGAGAGCGGAUCUCAACUGCUCCCCUCCUUUACCUACUGGCAAAAGACUAAGCAAGAUCUCGAGUAGUACUACUACCUCAAGAGAAGUCAGACAUCACUCUGUCACACUCCAUUCAAAAAGGACAUGACCAUAAUCACACAAUUAUGCGAACGUACAUGUGAUAAGGACAAAGAACUUUAGCAUAUCUAUGAUUUUGUAGACGUAGAAACCAUGCAUAAACAACUCGAAUUUGAAUAGGUUUGCUCCUACAAAUAUUUCAGAAAUCAUCAAACCACAUUUAGAGUUGGAACCCAUCAGGAUAUAUUUGAUAAUCUGUUCUUCCAAAGAUUUAACAAUGCCACGCUUAUCUUUGAGGACGCACAUGAUUUACCUCUCAAAUUAGAAAAAGCAAUGAGUGCAUCAAUUAGUACUCAUACCAUAUCCCAAAUGAUCAAAGCCUUCUUAGUACCUUAGAAAACCCCUUCUAAGUGGGAUUAAUAAAUGAAUACCAAACUCAAAUUCCUCUCAAAAUAAUUUCAGCCUAAUCAUACGUUUCAAACUUGCACCCUGACUCAAUAACAUUAUGACAUUUUAAUGCCAAUCAUAGCCUUCUGUAAUAGAAUCGUCUAAUUUGCAUAAAAUAUAAACAACUAAAAGGAUGAAUUUAUUUUUGAAUCCAAUAAGAUUGCCUUAAUUGUAACUUAGUGUACUUAAAAAAUACCAGAUUCAGAAUUUUUUAUGUAAUUAUAACAAUACUUCGUAAAAUCUAAUGGGGCUUUUCAAUAGCCCAAAUACACCUGUAUUGAUUCCUCAAAUUAUGAGUAAUAUUUGGAUGAAAUUUACAACUUACCAUAAAGGUAUCUAAUGCAACAAUGGUAUAUAUUUAUAAAAUAAACAUUUGAAUUGCAGGAUUCAAAUGAAUUAGAAAUAAUAAGUUAAUAAUAAUAAUAAUUUAAUAAUUAAGUCGUUGUUCCAACUAAUGACAAAAUAUCUGUAGAUAAAUCUAUCUAAGCUGCAGAAUAAUAAAAUCACAGAGAUUACAAAUUAGUACUAUUCAUAGAUAAUAUUCAAAACUCAUUUAACCUAAAUCUUAUUUGUUUAAGUCCCCUUUGUGGUAUGAACAAAUUGUAAAACAAUGGUGUUUAGAAUAUUGUAAUUAUCACUUAACACUCUUAUCCUGCUAAACUGUAUAAGACUGAAUUUAAUAUCCAUUUUCAAUUUUAUCCCUAGAUCCCAGUUUAAGAAUUGAAAAUCAAUCAAACCAUAAUCAGCUAAGUUCAAAAUUACAAUAUCGAUUAUUUAAAUAAAACAGAAUAAAAUUUCGAUGCCAUGAUUCUUGAGAUUGGUAAAUAGUUUUAAUAGAUUAAUUAUUUGUUAAAUGGACAUGGAUUUAUCACUCUUUUUUCCUCCAAAUCCUUCAUGCAAAAAUGCUAAGAUAUAUGGAGUCAACAUUCUAUACUCUCAUCCCUUGGAGUAAAUAAAGAGUUUUAGUGGAUCAAAUAUUAGAAUAAAAAAAGCAUCUAUGAAAUAAUUAAACUAUUUCUAAAUAAAUGUAGAUCCAAUACGAUUUUUGGCGAUACUAUGCCGUCAAUCUACACAGUGUUUAAUGAUCUAUUUUUGGAUCAAUUACAGGAAGCAAUCUAAAUACAAUUAGAUUAUUAACUUAAGCAUCCCUAAACACUAAAGAACUAAUCCUAAAUAACAGUUUUUUUAUUGGGAGUUCCUUGGGCUAGUCAAUUUAUGUAUUAUCAAGAGAAUGGACAUGAACAACUACCUUAAUUGCAAUUGAACUUGAAGUUAGAGUGGCUUAAGAAUUAAAAAAACAAUUAUGAUAGAAAGUAUUUCAGUAUGGUGAAUGCAAUCAGAAAUAUCUCGAGAUUAUAGCAUAUACUUGAUCCAUUGAUUCCAUGCAAUUUAGUAGUUUUAGAUGAGAAAUUUUAACAAAAAUUAUUGUGGAAAGAUCAGCAAUUUCCAAAUGUACUGACUUUUCCUGAUCUAAUCAAAGAAUUAAAGAAAUAAGGAACCACUUUGGUAAGAUCAGAGAUUUUAGGUGAGAAUAGAAAGGACACUUAAAAAAUAGAGAACAAUAAAGGUUAAACUAUCAAAUUUAACAUCAAAUAACCAGUUUAGAUAUAAACUUCAAAGAGAAAGAUAAUGUUAAAUAAAACACUGUUGGGGGAUAUUUACAACCCUUAAAAGAAAUCACUUCCUGUAGAAUAACAAUGUGAAAAAAUAACCAUCGAGCAAUUGAUUGGACAGACUGACACCAAGGAUAAUGUUCAUACAACUGAAGAAUAAUUGGAAAUUGAUAAUUUGAAUUGUGUAAUCUGUUGGUCUAACACGCCUGAUAAAGUGAUGUGCAAAUCUGAAAAGUGUGGUCAUGUGGCAUGCUAAGAUUGCUGGAAAUAAUGGUUAUAAACUAAAUUAGAGUGUCCAUUAUGCAGAGCUAGAGUAAGAGAGAAGUUUCUGAUAAAAUUUGAUUGA